Messenger RNA from Pieris napi, 891 nucleotides. Its product is annotated as glutathione S-transferase 1-like. Bases 124 to 885 code for a protein of 253 amino acids. The record is from RefSeq and is a predicted model, not a curated record. Gene Ontology annotation, biological process: glutathione metabolic process. Lineage: Eukaryota; Metazoa; Arthropoda; Insecta; Lepidoptera; Pieridae. The transcript has 7 exons. Gene Ontology annotation, molecular function: glutathione transferase activity.
AAUCUUCUGUCAGAUCAAAUUUUGGAGUAUGUUUCUUAUGUAUUGUGUUCAAAUUUUAUUUAAAUAAAUAUUUAAAAAUCAUAAAAUAAUGAUUGUUUAAAAGAUCUUUGAUGUGCUUUAAAAAUGGGUAAAGUAGGAAGCAAGUCUUUGUCGAGUCUACAGCACUGUACUUUAUGGAAGGCUGAUCGCAGUCCAUCUUGCAGAGCCGUGUUGAUGGCUUUAGAUGCAAUGGAUAUAAGUGUCACAGAGGUAGAUGUAGAUAUGGACAAAGCUGAACACAAAUCAAAGGAAAUUAUUGAUAUGAAUCCUUUUCAAACUUUACCUGUAUUUAAAGACAGAAAUUUGAUUUUAAUUGACAGUCAUUCAAUCAAUAUGUACCUUGCGUCGCGAUAUUCCAACUGUGAUAAGAUGUUACCUAAAGAUCCUGGAGGCCGAGCUAUAAUUGAUCAAUUUAUGAUGUACAAUUGUGGCACCUUACAACCAAAAUAUCGAGCUGCUGCUGAUCCAAUUCUAUACGAGAACUGUCGUUUUGUAUUACCAGAUCAAAUUUGUGAAAUCGAAACUGCCUAUUCAGAUCUAGAUGAGAUCCUUGCAGCGCGUCCCUGGAUAACGGGUUCCUUGCUUUCAAUUGCAGAUAUUUCUAUAGCAUCCACAAUAAGUACAUUAAACAUUCUCGUACCGGUCGAUAAAAAUAGAUUUCCUAACCUGGUUCGUUGGAUGUACAAAAUGUCUGAAGAAUAUUUUUAUGGUACCGCAAAUGAGAAAGGGCUCGAAGAGUUUUCUAAAAGAAUAGAUACAGGUCAUUAUGGUGACGACCAGUUUAAAGCGUGCCCUCAAAGCUCGUCCGCACGACGCUCUCGACCAUUUCAUUUAAAGAAUAUGUAAUUUGUU